AUGGAGCGCAUUUGCUUCGGCACUCCUAGCCCUCGCACAAGCAGCAAAAUAACAUUUGCGCUUUUUGUAUUUGGCUGGGCGCUCUUAUGCGGCGGAUCUGUACUUUCUAUCUAUGGGUUCGCGUCAUGCCAGUCCGACAGCUGUAACACCUACAAGGUGAUAGGCCCAGUACUUGCUGGGAUAGGGCUGGCAUGUUCAGUGAUGGCAGAGCUUACUGCCAUACGAGAGAGGAGAAGGAGGGAAUUAGAAGGAGACCCGUCGGAUCCAGAUAGACGCUUCAUCUGCGGGAAAAGCCGGCGGUUUGCGCAGUUCCUAAUACCUGGGAUCCUGUUAUUGGCUUGCGGGGUACUACUCAGCAUCCCAGGACUUGUGCUACCAGACUGCAGGCCAGCAUCCAUCACAGAAAAAACAGCUAAAGUCUGUGUAGCUCGCAUGCUGAAGAUAGCCAUAUUCGCAGUAUUCGGCUUGUGUUCCUGCAUUGCUGCCUGCGUGAGCGCAAACUAUCCGGAGGAGGACCCAGAAGUCGCCAGAGAUCAGCCAGUUCGUGUAACAGCGGGUGACGAAGUCUUCAUGUUCCCGCCACCCCCACCUCCACACUCUGCAGGAGGACACGAUAGGCCAAUGAGCGAGGACUCUUCUUCCUCCCACAGCGGCUUUUUUCAAAGGGGCGACCAUGAAUCCAGCGGACGCGAUGGGGAAAACGAAUGCAACGUUCCACGGCUGUGCUGGCCGACCGUACAAUACAUCGACGAACGUCUCCCUUUGGAGCCACCUCCAAGAAACGAGGACAUAUUUCCUACUCCGUCGGAUCCAUUAGAGAGUUCAUCACCGUAUUACUCAGUUUCAGAAUCAUCGGAGUCGAGUGACUAUGAGCUCGCACCAGAACCUUAA
Molecule: messenger RNA, 891 nt
Organism: Spea bombifrons (plains spadefoot toad)
Lineage: Eukaryota; Metazoa; Chordata; Amphibia; Anura; Pelobatidae
Product: transmembrane protein 171-like
Exons: 1
Coding region: 1-891 (296 amino acids)
Source: RefSeq, a predicted model, not a curated record